Messenger RNA from Plasmodium gonderi, 903 nucleotides. RefSeq names its product variable surface protein. Lineage: Eukaryota; Apicomplexa; Aconoidasida; Haemosporida; Plasmodiidae. The transcript is spliced from 3 exons. Bases 1 to 903 code for a protein of 300 amino acids. The record is from RefSeq and is a predicted model, not a curated record.
AUGGUUAUCGUUACAGAUGAGAACGAAAAUUUCGAUUUUACGGGUAUAUUUCCAUCAUGCCUGCAAGAUUAUAAAAGUGCUGAAAGUAGCGUGGGUUAUGAUCUCAUUAAAAGGCCUUUUCGUAAUAUGUGUAUUCUUAUUGAGACAUAUUUCAGAACAAAAGUUUUCGGUUUUUCAAUGGCAUGCGAAAUUCUUAGUCACUAUUUAGAAAAUAUAAAUAAUCUGUUAGUUCAAGAAUAUAAGAAACGGAACUGUAAAUAUUUCAACUACAAGCUAAAGGAGGAACUAAGUCAUUAUAAACUAUCAUGUAUUCGAGAAAAGGAUUGUUACACAAAAAUGAUAAGUAUAAUUUUUGGAAAUACUAAGAUGUCUGAUGUAUGUCAAAUUCACAUUGAUGAUCUUGAUGAUGCUAUAUUUUCCAAUUUUCAAAACCUAAAUUGGUUAUAUACCUACCAAGAAAAACUACAAGAAGAUAUGGAUAAAUGCCCUUCCUCUAAUGAAUAUAUUAAACGUUUUAUAGAAAUAUCUAACUUAUGUCCAGAAGGGAAUAAUAGUAGCUUUUGUAAAGAAGUGAAAAAAUUUAAGGAUGAAUAUAUGAAAGGUGCAAAAUAUGAAAAUGCGUGCUCUGUAGUUCCAAAAAUAUUAUAUAAAUCUGAUAAGAGAGAUAUUCGUAUGGUUAUUUUAAUUGUAUCUAUUUUAACUUUCACAGUAUUAAUAAUUAUAUUCGUUAUAUAUAAAUAUACCCCUUAUGGCUCAUAUGUAAAGCCACGCAUACUGAAGCUAAAGAAAAUAUGGAAUAACAAAAAUAAAGAGCAAUCUAUUUUAAUGAACUCAUUUGAAGAAACAUACAAAAAUAUAACUGACGAAAAUUAUCUAAUAUCAUAUAAAUCUUUAGACUACUAA